Molecule: messenger RNA, 2319 nt
Organism: Aedes albopictus (Asian tiger mosquito)
Lineage: Eukaryota; Metazoa; Arthropoda; Insecta; Diptera; Culicidae
Product: sodium/potassium/calcium exchanger 4
Exons: 6
Coding region: 800-2296 (498 amino acids)
Biological process (GO): calcium ion transmembrane transport; intracellular calcium ion homeostasis
Cellular component (GO): plasma membrane
Molecular function (GO): calcium, potassium:sodium antiporter activity; calcium channel activity
Source: RefSeq, a predicted model, not a curated record
ACGAUAGUUACAUACUUAAAUGAGAUAACUGAUAAAGAUGUAAAAAAUAAUAAAACAAAAAAUAAAAUAAAUUUUUAAAAAUUAAAAUUUACCAUACUUAUUGGCAUUCUUUCAUUAAAUAAAGAAUCAGUAUGAUCCAGAUGUUAAUUAGAGCGCAGGGAAAACUGUCUUGUCAUUUUGUUGACUUUUUUUUAAACCAUUGUUCAAUUCUUUUUAAAUCUAUAGAUUCUGCCAAAUUAGUAUGUCUUAUAAGAUGUUGUUCCCUCUUUAGUAGUAAAGUUGAUGAAAUUUCAUUAAAGUGCUGAAAAACCACCGCCUGUUGCACACAGCAUGGUACUACUAACGGUGACAGAUCGUGCUAUUACCGAGAGCUGAAGAACUGAUACAUACAUGCAUUGGAUCCUACGGAAAACUUAACUGCCAAAAAUGUGAACCUGUACUAUGUUUUUGUGUGUUUAUCAACUUGUGUUUCAAUGAAAUUAGUGAAAACAUCAUAUAGACAAGUGAGACAAUUGUAGUAACUGAAAAAAAGAGCGCUGUAGAAACAUUUCCAACUUCUUGAAAAAUUCAUAAAGUUUUUAUAAAUUCCGUGUUUUGCUGGGAUAUUUCAUGGGGAUGCUUGAAACCCCUUGAGUAUUUUAAUUGGAUUAAUGAAACGGAUCGAUUAUCAGUGGUACACGAGCUCUGAAAACUAAACUUGGUUCCCCCAGUUUAGGUGAGUUUCGUAUAGUUACAAACAAGGAACAAUUGAAAUUGGAAGCGAUUCUAUGUUCCAGCACUAUUUGACUUCGUCAAUCACAUGCCGCUGUCGAAUGACUCCUCACUCAACGAAACAGCACUCCUGCUGGACUGGGACAGCCGGGCCAGCAUAGAGUUCGUCCCGGGUGCCAAUGAAUCUCUAUCCCCAGUGGUUUGUGUCCUUACAACUUCGAUGGAUGAUCUGCCACCGGAUUUAUUCUCGAAAACCGAACGGCUCAACGGAGCGAUUUUGCUUCACUUCUUGGCAGCCAUCUAUUUCUUCACGAUAUUAGCGUACGUGUGUAGCGAGUACUUUCUACCGUCGGUGGAAUACAUUUGCGAAGAUCUGCACCUGUCCGAGGAUGUAGCUGCUGCUACUUUUAUGGCGACGGCAACAUCCAUGCCGGAAUUCUUCACGAAUACCAUCAGUACCUUGGUGGUAGACUCCGAUAUGGGUUUGGGUACGAUCAUGGGAUCGAUGCUCUUCAACACCUUGGGAGUGGCCGCGUUGGUUGGCUUAUUGACCAAAUCGCACGUUCAACUUGAUUGGUGGCCGUUGACUCGCGACUCGAUUAUCGUUAUCAUCAGUACCAGCUCCCUGGUUAGUUGCCUUUGGGACGAACGAGUCUACUGGUACGAAUCGGUCGUGUUCGUCGUUCUCUACGUACUAUACUUCCUGGUGAUGUUCCAAAAUGAUCGCAUGAAGCGAAUAGCAAUAUCUUUGAUUGAAGAUCGUUGGAAUCUCUGUCGAAGGCUGGAGAAGAAAUCCUCAGAUGAACCUCAAUCCGAGCAUAAAAACCAUCGAAAGUACUCGAUAGCCGUACUGGGUGAGGCAAUCAACGCCAAUUUAUGCAUUCCCACCAGUGAUAAGGAAGCUCCUCGUAUCUCCUACGAUUUCAGUGACGAAUCGAACCAGUCAGAUGACAGCAGAAUGCACCUUCUAAAGAUAGCGAAAGACUCGUGGCUGGGUGUGGCCUGGUGGUUUUACACCUGGCCCUUCCGGGUGAUCGUCAAAGUAACGAUUCCAGAUCCUCGAAAGUAUCGCAAACUAUAUCCGCUGACAUUCGUAAUGUGCAUAGCGUGGAUCGGUGGAACAGCCUACAUGGUGUUCUGGAUGAUGACGAUCAUUGGCAAUACGUUUGAUGUUCCGGAGACGGUCAUGGGGCUUACCUUCCUGGCGUUUGGCGGAUGCAUGCCCGAAGCGGUUUCAGCCAUUACAGUCAUCAGAAAAGGAAACGGAUCGAUGGGCGUGUCGAAUUCUCUUGGUGCAAAUACGCUAGCCAUCCUGUUCUCUCUGGGACUACCCUGGUUCAUCCGGAACAUGAUGGAAGGAGGAGCCACCACAGGAGCCUACAUUGAAAUUAAUUCCUAUGGAAUGCAAUAUUCAGUAAUGGCUCUAUUUUUAGCGAUAGGUAUUCUCUAUCUAGUACUAUAUUUAUCAAAGUUUACACUGAGAAAACUAGUAGGAUUAGCGCUAGCGAUUGCGUACUUGAUUAUUGUCACUUUCAUGAUUCUAGUCGAAUUAGAUGUAUUUUUCCCAUCGAAGAAUAUUUGUUGAAUAUAUUAAUUUGUUAUUAGUAA